Messenger RNA from Python bivittatus (Burmese python), 1766 nucleotides. RefSeq names its product histone-lysine N-methyltransferase SETMAR. The record is from RefSeq and is a predicted model, not a curated record. NCBI's taxonomy places the organism in Eukaryota, Metazoa, Chordata, Lepidosauria, Squamata, Pythonidae. Gene Ontology annotation, molecular function: protein binding; zinc ion binding; histone methyltransferase activity. Gene Ontology annotation, cellular component: nucleus.
GCUGUUUUUCCGCAGCUGCUGGAGACGGAGCAUGGACGUGAGCCGCGGGCUGGAGCCUCUGCCUGUAUCCGUGUGGCCGCGGCUGGAGGAACUCCCGGCGUUCCAGUAUAGUCCUGAUCAUGUGCUUGGAGAGGGAGGCAAACCAGACCCAUCUGAGAUCUCCUUCCCUGGAUGCAGCUGUCAUUCUGCUUCCUGUCUGGCACCAACAUGCUCAUGUCUUCACUAUGGAGAAAAUUAUAAAAACUUAUCCAUCAAGACUAAAAGAAGUGAACUGGGUUUUUCAAAGCCUAUUUUUGAAUGCAACACUAUGUGCCACUGUGGAGAGAUGUGUCAAAAUAGAAUAGUUCAACGGGGCUUACAAUUCCAACUUGAAGUAUUUAAGACCACUGAAAAAGGAUGGGGUCUUCGCACCCUGGAAUUCAUACCCAAAGGACGAUUUGUGUGUGAAUAUGCUGGGGAAAUUCUAGACUUUAAUGAAGCACAUAGAAGAAUUCAGUUGCAGACAUCAAGUGAUUCAAAUUACAUUAUAGCAGUUAGGGAACACUUGUAUGAUGGAAGGAUAAUGGAGACUUUUGUAGACCCCACAUAUAUUGGAAAUGUUGGUAGAUUCUUGAACCACUCCUGUGAACCCAACCUCUUUAUGGUUCCUGUCCGGAUAGAUUCAAUGGUGCCUAAGUUAGCACUUUUUGCUGAUCAUGAUAUCUGUGCAUAUGAAGAGCUUACAUAUGAUUAUUCUGGGAGAUAUCAUAAUUUUUUGCCCAUAGAAGAGCAAAGCAACACGCAAGAAGGGAAAGAAUCAAAGAAGCCCUGCUUUUGUAGAGCUAAAUCAUGUACAAGUUCCUUGCCUUACGAUAGUUCUUUAUUCCACAAAGAUGAUAGAAAAAGUAAUGCUGAAGAAAUAUUCUGAAAAUGAAGAGAGUAGCAGUGUGCUUCUUUUAAAGAUUGCUGCAGGAAAGCCUGGAUGUGAUAAAAUCAGCCUUCCACUCACACAUAGACGAUGCAGAUGCGCUUGUUAAAGCAGCUGAAUGUGUUUAAUUAUGCACAGAUGGAAUGUCUUUCCAUCCAGAACAUCAGUUAUAACAUGAAAUAUGUUAAUAUCAGGCUGUAAAUAUUGUAUCAAACAGAUUGAAAUCUUGCCCUGAAAAAAUCCAAGAAGUUUUAAUGGAAUAUCAAAAAAUAUUACAAUGGGACAAGGGUGGGAAACCUUUUCCCUUCCAAGCCACAUUCACUGCGUUGUGGUGGGUUGGGAUCAUUAAAUCUACCUGUAUAAAUGCUCCCUCCCAUGUGGCUGCCCUGGGAUUGUGUCCUUGUAUUCUUUUUCUCAGUAGGGUAGAGUUCCAUGUCUUCACCAAAUAGAUGCAGGAUGGGAUGCCAGAGGCAGUGUCAUGCUAGGGGGAGAGGCUAUCCUUGUGCCUUUCCCCCCCCAAUAUAAUUGCACAAUAUAGAGAGGGAAGGUUUUUUUGAGGGGGGAGGCAAUAUGCACUUUCUAGUUGCCCAUUUCUUUUGUUGACACUUAUUCAUGAUUAUGCAUAAGCAUUGCUAAUUAAUAAAGUCAUUGGCUGCAUAUGGUUCCUUUUUAUGUGUUAGCAAUAAAAAUUAUUAAGGCAGAAGGGGCAGUGGGUCAAGUUAGUGAAUGAGUGUAACAAUUGCUAGAUUGUUUACUGGAAAAAAUAAUAUAUGAACUAACAGUUAACUUACGUCAUUGGCAGCCUGGUAUGAGCUAAUCUUGUACUCUGUGUUUAGAAAUACAUCUUUUUUUCCCCUCA